Molecule: messenger RNA, 2532 nt
Organism: Phytomonas sp. Hart1
Lineage: Eukaryota; Euglenozoa; Kinetoplastea; Trypanosomatida; Trypanosomatidae
Source: the annotation of a GenBank genome assembly
AUGCGAUCUGAACUCUAUCUUGAUGAUAUGCUACGUCGUCAAACAGUCACUACACAACAAAUUCAGGCUCUGGGUUACUGUCAACGGCCGGAAUAUCGUCAUUUUAAAGAUAUUCCGAAUCUGCCAUCGAUCGCAGCAACUGCCGUCACAGUAUCCGGUAUUGCGAGACCGCACCCAGAAUAUGGCGUACCAAGCUUUCAGAUCGCGAAUUCUGCCGAACCAAAUAUUCACCAAGGUCCCCUGUACACGUUUAAUGAGAAUAACCUAAUCUAUUUUAAUAAUAAUAACAUUUUGUUGAGUAACUCAAUACGGCGAUAUCCCGAACAGAUAUUUUCUGAAGUGAAGAACCUUCAAAAUCCAAGCAAAGAUUGUGAAGAGCUGUUCCCCACGUUUCUCUUGGCGCAUGACGCACACUCCUUGUCAUCCUCAACUAAUUUGUUUGGCGUGACCUACGCCUCCGACACGCGCCGGCAGUUCAUAGAUGAUAGAGAGCAAGGGGUGGUCCCCCUUGGUCGGAGUACAAACGCGGUAACGGUGGCCUGGGGUGAAAACGUCCAAGCCCUACCCGCAUCCACGCGAUCGCCUAAGGAGAACCAGCACCUUGGUCAGGCAUCCAAUUCGAUCUACAGCGAUACUAACCUUUUUGUGCGAUUUUUAUCACAUUCAAUGGAUGAAGAUCAACUAGUCAAACUUUUCAAGCCCUACGGCAAGAUCGAGUCACGCGGAAUUAAACGCAACAUUCGUACUGGUGAAAACAUGGGCAUGGGUUUUGUACGCUUUGAAACCCAUGAGCAAGCUAAGAAAGCCAUGAACGCCAUGAAUAACCCUCGAAAGCCUGGCGCGCGCCAUAAUAUGAUCGUGCAAUGGGCAAAGCGAGAGCAUGACAAUGUGCCCACCUGCAAAGACAGGCUGCGCAUGCGUAAGCUCUUUGUGCGAAACAUCCCACUAGACAUCACCGUCACCAUGCUCGAAAAUCUCUUUCUGCCUUAUGGGGUGCUCGAAAGUGUUACUCUGCAUCGGGAUACGAGCGCGGCGGGGCAGUACGCCUCGAAUAAAGAGGAGCGCCGCAUCGCAUUUGUCACCUUUAAAUCAGAUGGGGUGGCCCAGAAGGCCUCCGAAGCGAUCCACAAUACCUAUCCUUUCCCGUCCUGUGAUCGGAUUCCGCUCAUGAUCAAGCUCGCGGAGGAUAACCCCACACGGCUGCAGAAGCACAACAGCCACACCGUUUCACCCACUAAUGAAUGGUUGUCGAAAAAAACUAACGUGGUCCCCAUACCGUUAACCAAAGGGACAGGGGGAGGAGGGGGGCCUCCGUGUGAAGGGGGGGAGAGCACCACCGCAUUUGCCUUCACCCCCCCGGGUGGCCUAUACGGCCCACCGAAGAUCAACCUCGCUGAGCCUACGAAAAACUCCCCCAACGUCAUGCCGAACGGUGGAAUGAACAGCCCCUUGCCCAAUCCGGAGCUCACCUUCGAGACCGGGGAUGGCGCCUGCACGAACUACAGCAGCCCGAUGGAGGGGCCCUUAGCCUACGCGCAGAUCCCACUGCCCCAACCACUGCCAGUCCCUAACCUCACCUUCACCUUCAACAACCCGGAGCAUUCGUUUGUGCAGACCUUUGCAGGGAGUACUAGCAGCAGCGCCAACCCCAACAUCGGGACCGCCGCCGUCUUCAGUUCCGACAUGAUCUCCCUCGCCUCCGUUUCUCAACCAGGGAAGAUUUACUACAGCCCCCAGUCCUCUUUUAUGUGCGCGAGCACCUCUAAUAGGUACCCAACCACUCCCGGGGUGCUGCCUUCCUACCCUCCAGCCACCAUCAACCCGGGCAAUCCGUUCCCCGGCUUUGGGUGCGCGAAUACCCCGAGUACCUCCUCCCUGAAUACUUUCCAAACCCUGCGAGACCCACCGCAGUUAGGCUCGCGCAAAACAAGCAUAACCUCCCAAAAGGACGAUUCCCAUGGUGAUAUCAACUCCCCCACCUUAACCUUGUCUCUAAACCAAAAGAAGAAUCUGAACGAGGCGUGCUUACGAUUCGGUGAAGUAAUUGAAAGGCUGGAUCACUUCAGAGGGGCGGACCAGGAAAGCGCCGUCUUGACCCCAAACAAUUGCUUGGAGAAACCGGCGGGGGGAACCGUGGAGAGGCAGUUUUCCUCCCUACUUAGUCACGACCUCAACCCCACCGACGUGGUCUGCUGUGAGGACCGCAAACCAUCCCUCAACAUGACUCUCAUCAGUCCCACCUCCUCUGGGAUGAUGUGCUUUCCAUUCUACUCCACUUUGGAUUUGUUGAACGUCCCGCCGAGCAAUGGGGGGGAUUUCGCCGCAUUCCAGACCACAGAGGAGGCUUCUGGCGUCAAGGAGGACGUGAAGACGAAAGAUUGGUCGGUCGGGACGAUGUGGCUAAAUGAACCCUGCCCCACACUAGCGGUCCUCGAUGCGCCCCACGCGGGCCAGACGCAGGACCACGCCAAAGACCCUUCAGCCUUCAUCGCGGAGGACUCGCAGAAGUCCAGUAGGGCGAAUAGUCUUUAG